UGAGCGUAUGCGUCUUCGUGCUGAGAUUCCACAGCUUGUUCUUCUUGGGUCCGGACGGCUCAAAUAUGCCGUUUGGGGUCAAAUAUUCGACCAAUUUGAGACAGGAACACUUGCGACUGUGUCCUCGAACUAGGCAACAGCCCACAUGCACAGUGGUAGAGCGUCAGGAAGGUCGGUGCAAAAUGGAUCUUCCCGGAACCACUUCGGAUAGUUGGAGAUGGCAUGUACACACGCCCCUGCGGGUCGUAGUGUAGAUCGCGUUCAGAAAGUCAGUAAGGAUUGUCCGUAGUGCAGUCCAUGCCAUGGAUAGCGCAAACAGCGUACCGAAUGUCUGUCUAUUUCCAGCAGCAAGAUCGCCGAGGAUACCGAUGUUUGCUGAGAUGUACUCGCGCGUGCCGACGAUCGCAACGGGAGUCUGCCUGAACUCUUCUGCGUCCC
Mycena citricolor is the source of this 438-nucleotide messenger RNA. Lineage: Eukaryota; Fungi; Basidiomycota; Agaricomycetes; Agaricales; Mycenaceae. The record is from the annotation of a GenBank genome assembly.